This is a messenger RNA of Parnassius apollo (apollo), 621 nucleotides long. The record is from the annotation of a GenBank genome assembly. NCBI's taxonomy places the organism in Eukaryota, Metazoa, Arthropoda, Insecta, Lepidoptera, Papilionidae.
AUGACAAUAUCAUCGUAUAGUGAAGACGAAGCUUGGAAUUUUUACGCUUGCAAAACUAUCUAUGAAGAGAUAAAGAAAGACAAGAAGCACCGCUAUGUUGUCUUCUUCAUCCUUGAUGAGAAACAGAUUGACGUGGAGACGAUAGGGGAGAGGAACGCGGAAUACGACCAGUUCUUGAAAGACCUGCAGAAGGGCGGCACUGGCGAGUGCAGAUAUGGUAUAUACGAUUUCGAGUACACGCAUCAAUGUGAGGGCUCGUCGGGGGCGAAUAAGAAACAGAAGCUUCUCCUCAUGUCAUGGUGCCCCGACACUGCCAUGGUCAAGAAGAAGAUGAAGACUCUAGCUCCUUCGACGCGCUGCAAAACUCGCUGUUCGGUGUACAGAAGUGCAUCCAAGCAACUGACCUCUCUGAGGCCUCGCAGGAAGCCGUUGAAGAGAAACUCCACGCCACCGACCGCCAAUAAGUCAAGCAUUUACCUAACGCUACCACCGAGCUGCGGACGUGACCCACGCGAGACACAUGACUCACGCGAGACACGUGACCUAAGCGACAUGUAUGACCAAAGUGUUAUUAAUGUAGUUUGUGGGAUUGUGUACCAAAAUUGUGAUCAAAAUAUGUGA